GUGCACGCUCCCAAGGAAUCCCUACACAGUGCACUGCAUGCAACCCUUCUUCCCAGCCACAGGGGAAGACCGACGAAAAUGUUCCCAGCGAGCUCUGUCAUUGGAUGCAGAUUUUAACCAAUGGCUGAGCAGAGGGCGGGCCGCUCUAGUUCUGACAGCUUUUCGAUUUUUCUGCUCUCAGACCUGUCACUUUGGAUUCCUACAAGAAGAACAAGACACUUCAUUCUACUGUAGUUAAUAUGGACAGCAAACGACCAAAAUCUGCAAGCAAGAACAGUACAGGAUCCCCAGGACACAGCACAUCAAAGACCAAGAAAACAACAGAUGUUAACAGCCAUCGGGAAGGUGCUACUUCAACUUCGCUUAGUGCUUUAGAAGAAGCAUUUAGAAAAUUUGCUAUUCAUGGUGACACCAGAGCUACAGGGAAGGAAAUGCAUGGGAAAAACUGGUCAAAAUUAUGCAAGGAUUGCCAAAUAAUAGAUGGAAAAACAGUGACAACUACAGAUGUUGACAUCAUAUUUAGCAAAGUAAAGGCAAAGUCCUGCAGAACAAUAACUUUUCAACAGUUCAGUGAUGCACUUGAAGAACUAGCACUGCAGCGGUUUAAGGACCACGAAAAAGAAGAAGCUGUUUCUAUGAUGCAUAAGAUGGUUGAAGGGAAAUAUCCAGUUAUAGCUGGUGUUACGAAAGCAGUAUCCUCUCCAACUGUAUCCCGUCUUACAGAUGUGUCUAAAUUUACGGGGUCUCACAAAGAAAGGUUUGAUCCUUCAGGAAAAGGAAGGGGCAAAGCUGGCCGAGAAGAUUUAGUUGAUCGAUCUGGAUAUGUUGCAGGUUACAAACAUGCAGGCACAUAUAAUCAGAAAGUCCAUGGGCCAAGCAAGUAGGACAGAAAAAAUAUCAGUAAAGAAUAUUGUUUAAGCCAAAAAAAUGGUACAGAAUUAGCAAUGUUUUAAUGUUAACAUCAGCUAUAAUUGUGUAAAACAAGAGAAGCACUUCUAGACAUUCCCCUAACAUAAAAAGAUGGCAAUGCCACACAAACUGACCAUGUAUGUGUAAAAUUUUCAGCACUAAAGUGUAAUAAAGGGAUAUAACUUC
Rana temporaria (common frog) is the source of this 1095-nucleotide messenger RNA. RefSeq names its product tubulin polymerization promoting protein (gene TPPP). The coding region runs from base 240 to 884 and encodes 214 amino acids. The transcript is spliced from 4 exons. Gene Ontology annotation, molecular function: tubulin binding. NCBI's taxonomy places the organism in Eukaryota, Metazoa, Chordata, Amphibia, Anura, Ranidae. Gene Ontology annotation, biological process: positive regulation of protein polymerization; microtubule polymerization; microtubule bundle formation. Gene Ontology annotation, cellular component: microtubule. The record is from RefSeq and is a predicted model, not a curated record.